Molecule: messenger RNA, 1479 nt
Organism: Grammomys surdaster
Lineage: Eukaryota; Metazoa; Chordata; Mammalia; Rodentia; Muridae
Gene: Ccdc92
Product: coiled-coil domain containing 92
Exons: 3
Coding region: 14-943 (309 amino acids)
Cellular component (GO): centriole
Source: RefSeq, a predicted model, not a curated record
CCUGGAUGUCAGCAUGGCAGCCACAAACCUGGAGAACCAGCUGCACAGUGCGCAGAAGAACCUGCUCUUCCUCCAGCGGGAGCAUGCCAGCACACUCAAGGGGCUCCACGCUGAGAUCCGGCGGCUGCAGCAGCACUGCACAGAUCUAACAUAUGAGCUGACACUCAAAAGUUUCGAACUGACAGGGGACGGCUCUUCCAGGACGACGGAGCUCAAGAGGCGCUGUGAAGAGCUGGAAGCCCAGCUGAAGGCCAAAGAGGAGGAAAACCGCAAGCUGCUGCAAGAGCUGGAGCAGAAGAAUGCCGCCAUCGCUGUGCUGGAGAACACGGUCCGGGAGAGAGAGAAGAAGUACCUGGAGGAGCUGAAAGUGAAGAGCCACAAGCUGAGCAUGCUGUCGGGCGAGCUGGAGCAGCGCGCCAGCACCGUGGCCUACCUCACCUCACAGCUACAUGCAGCCAAGAAGAAGUUGCUGAGCUCCAGUGGCACCUCAGAUGCCAGCCCGGCGGGCAGCCCUGCACUGGCCAGCUACAAGCCCACACCACCCAAGGACAAGCUGCCCGAGACGCCCCGACGCCGCAUGAAGAAGAGUCUGUCAGCCCCGCUGCACCCCGAGUUUGAGGAGGUCUACAGGUUUGGAGCCGAGAGCCGCAAACUCCUCCUCCGGGAGCCUGUGGAUGCCAUGCCCGACCCCACCCCAUUCCUGCUGGCCCGGGAGUCUGCUGAGGUCCAGCUCAAGGAACGGCCUCUUGUCAUCCCCCCCAUUGUCUCCGACCGUGGCGCCAGUGGGCAGCAUAGUCCAGCCCGAGACAAGCCACACAAGACGCAUGUUGGGGUGGCUCACCGCAUCCAUCACGGCCAGCCUGAGGGAGAGACGAGGGCCGUGGACCAGGUGAACACAGGGAAGGUGGUGCGAAAGCACUCAGGGACAGACCGAACUGUGUGAAGCCUGCGGCCUGCCACCGCAGUCAUCCACGCACUGUGAGCGCCACAGGGAACCUUGCCCGCGUCUUCCUCGCCUACCCAUGCCAAAUGUCUCCUCCUGUCGAAGCCUGGCUCCUGGCUCCAUAGUGACACAAUGCUACAAUGGUGUCCCUGCUGAAGAUAUUUACUGGCACUGUGGCCAACGUCUGCAUGCCGAUAGCUUGCUUCCAGCCCCACGCCACGAGAUCUCAGCGCACUCCUAGAUGCGGCCAUGGCUGAGUCACUAUGCCACACAGAAUCAGAAUCGCCUGAAGUCAAAGCAAAAUAAGGAGCUCUCCCUCCCCAGAUCCAGGGCAGCCUGUGAGAGCAGAGCACGGCCUCUGCUCCCUCCUGGAGACUCCUGCCUUGCAUAGUCCCUUUACCACGCAGCUGUGUCUCAUGAUCUUAGCAAGAUGACCUCAACCCUGAUGUCUCCCCAACCUGAUUGUGUGUUCAUAAUUUUUUUGUUAGUUUCAUCCAAAUGUUCAGGAUCCAACAAAUGUUAUUUUCUAAACCCGC